Messenger RNA from Eurypyga helias (sunbittern), 355 nucleotides. RefSeq names its product feather keratin Cos2-3-like. The coding region runs from base 50 to 355 and encodes 101 amino acids. The record is from RefSeq and is a predicted model, not a curated record. The transcript has a single exon. NCBI's taxonomy places the organism in Eukaryota, Metazoa, Chordata, Aves, Eurypygiformes, Eurypygidae. Gene Ontology annotation, molecular function: structural constituent of cytoskeleton. Gene Ontology annotation, cellular component: intermediate filament.
UCUGAUUCCUCCCCACCCUCUCUCCCAGGUGCACCUCCAGCUCUGAGACAUGUCCUGCUAUGACUGGUGCCGGCCAUGCCAGCCCUGCAGCCCAACCCCACUGGCCAACAGCUGCAACGAGCCCUGUGUCAGGCAGUGCCAGAGCCCCACUGUCAUCAUUGAGCCCCCUCCCGUGGUCGUGGCCCUGCCCGGCCCCAUCCUCAGCUCCUUCCCACAGGACACUGUUGUGAGCUCCUCCACCUUCGCUGCUGUUGGCAGCAUCCUCAGCUGUGGUGGAGUUCCCAUCACCUCAGGGUGCUGUGACCACUCUGGUAUUUCCAGCUGCUACUAUGGCAGAAGGUGCCCUCCUUGCUAA